CCCUGGCACGAGCCCGUUUUCCGUGUUACAAUCAGGACAACAGCAUGAUAUAUAAUAAGACAUUGGCACCUUGGAGCUAAUUCGAAAUUGCUACCACAGUUCUCCAGAUACAAUGUCUACCCCCAAAUUCAGGAUCGCUAUCUGCGGAGGGGGGGUUGGCGGUUUGACAUUAGCCGUUGCUUUGUCCCGGUACCCGGAUAUUAUCGUCGACGUAUAUGAAGCCGCUCAGAGCUUUUAUGAGAUUGGUGCUGGUGUCGGUAUCUGGCCCAGGGCGUUCAAGGUCUUACGAAAAUUUGGGCCUGACUUGGAGCAGCAACUGCUUCAGUGCUGCGGUUACGAAUGUCGGACAGAAGAAUAUGUCUUAGCUGCUAAACACCGUAAAGGCGAUCAAGCCGUCGGCACUGAGUUGUUCGACUUGAUGACGAAAGGCGAUCUUAUGCGUUUUCAUCGAGCCCAAUUCCAUGGCGUGCUUCUCUCACAUGUCUCACCGUCCUGCACAACGCACAACGCCAAGCGACUGAAAUCAUACACUCAGCCCUUCAAAGGCCGUUCAAGAAAUACACCAAUUACGCUGACAUUUACGGAUGGAUCCACUGCGACAUGCGAUGUUUUAAUUGGUGCCGACGGCAUCAAAUCCGCAGUCCGGUCCUGCAUGUUGCGUGAAUUGUCCAAGGGCAUGAAUCCCGAUGAAAAACAAUCUGUGCUCUCUUGCAUCAACCCAGUCUGGAGUGGCGUUACUGCAUACCGGACACUAAUUUCCGCAGAGAAACUGCGCGCGCGUUGUCCUGACCACCGUGGCCUGCGGGAGUUUACUACAUACAUGGGAAAAGAUGCUUGCCUGGUUGUAUACCCAAUUUCUCUUGGGCAAUACGUCAACUUUGCAGGUUUCACGCUUCAACGCGAUCUCGUUGACACGGCCUAUGAAAUUGAUGCGGGAAUUCCUCGUCGGUCUUUCGAUGGGAAGGCAAACAACGAGUGGGUUGGCGAACUCACUGCUGAACAGUUCGUCAAGCCUUUCAGACACUUCGAAGACGACGCAAAACACCUUCUCGAGUGUGUAGAAAGAGGCACACUUUGGGCCGUGCACACCGUGAAACCAUUGCCGUCCACCAAUUUCGGGCGGGUCGCGCUCAUAGGAGAUGCUGCCCAUGCAAUGAUGCCGUUCCAAGGCUCUGGUGCCGGUCAGAGUAUCGAGGAUGCUUACUUCCUUGCGACCGUUCUCGGCCAUAAAUCCACGACUUUAGAAACGGUACCCAGGGCCCUCGCCAUCUACGACAAGUUGAGAAGGCCAUUCUCAGCGGAUGUGGCCGCGCGCUCAAGGCUUUGUGGUCAAUUGUAUGCGUUUCAAACGGACGUGCCUUUGCACAAGCUCGGCGACACGAUCACCAAGAAUUGGGAGUGGGCAUGGCUGACGGAGCUAGAUGAUGCUUUGAAAGAAGGUGUCAGGCUUGUAGAGGACAGUUCAAUCAACAUCAGCUGAUAUCAAAGGCAACGGAUUUAAUGUGCAUGUGCCACAUGUAUGCUUCCCGCAUUAUUUACGCUAUCAUCUUAAUCAAUUUGCGCCAGUGUAGUUCUAUGUAGCGGUGUCGGAUAAU
Messenger RNA from Suillus paluster, 1595 nucleotides. RefSeq lists its product as uncharacterized. The record is from RefSeq and is a predicted model, not a curated record. The transcript is spliced from 10 exons. Gene Ontology annotation, biological process: secondary metabolite biosynthetic process. Gene Ontology annotation, molecular function: FAD binding. The coding region runs from base 113 to 1480 and encodes 455 amino acids. Lineage: Eukaryota; Fungi; Basidiomycota; Agaricomycetes; Boletales; Suillaceae.